This is a messenger RNA of Eucalyptus grandis, 444 nucleotides long. RefSeq lists its product as uncharacterized. The transcript has a single exon. Lineage: Eukaryota; Viridiplantae; Streptophyta; Magnoliopsida; Myrtales; Myrtaceae. The coding region runs from base 1 to 444 and encodes 147 amino acids. Gene Ontology annotation, molecular function: RNA-DNA hybrid ribonuclease activity; nucleic acid binding. The record is from RefSeq and is a predicted model, not a curated record.
AUGGCCUCUGUCCUUUGGCAAAUCUGGAAAGCGCGUAAUGGUUUUAUAUUUCGUCGACAGCGUUUGGACGCGAUGCAAGUUGUCGAUGAGGCCCUCACCACCGCUAGAGUUGCUUGUUUAUCCCAGUGCAGAUCAUCGGGAACAGGAACAAGAGCAGCAAUAGGACAGCUACAAAUUAACCUUGGCGAACUGUGGAGACCCCCAGAUCCAGGCUGCAUUAAGGUGAAUAUAGAUGGAGCUUUUCAAUCUAACAGCAAAACAGGGACUAUGGCGUGUAUUUGCAGGGAUCAAAAUGGGAUGUUGGUCGACGGACUCACCAGAGAUUUCGACGCCUCGACAGCUUUGCAAGCGGAGUUCAUGGCUCUUACCAUCACUCUUUACCAUCUGCUAGACACUGGAAGACAACGAGAUCCACCGAUCAUCAAGUCGACAGCCUCAUUUUAG